AGCUGGCUUGAGUCGGUGAAAAUUGAAGCAUCCAAGGCUUACCUCGCUAUUAGUACUUCUCGUUGCCACCGCCCGGCAAUCGGCGCGACAAGACGUGCUCCCAAAUGCCCGUAUUUACCAAUUUACAGCUGAUUAGCAGAGUGUUGCAGAAGAAGGGGGGCAACUCGGUGAACUUCAAGCGUGUUACGUUUUCGUUGUCGGAGCAAAUCAUAUCGGUCGAAAAAUGAGUGGAAAUCUUCGGAGGCAGUUGCAAAUGCAAAGACUGAUGAUUUCAGGUGCUCGGGACGUUUAAAAAAUUGCAUCGAACGCGCAUGAAUACAUUUCAAGACGACAAAUAUGCUUUGGAAGCAACAAGAAACAAAAUAAAUGAAGAGUACAGAAAAUGCAAGGAUGUUACAGAUGAAAAUAAAAUUGCAGAAUUAAAUGAGUUCGCUUUGGCAGUUGAACGAGAGGUGCGAACUACAAUUGUCCAGGCUAGAGAAGUAGAGCCAGGAAAGUUUGCACUUCGCGUUAAUACGGACACAGAGAAAUUAGACAAUGCGACACUUGAUGCAGCUGGAUGUUUCACCAGCACUCAACGAAAACCUAGUUCGGACUUCAAAAAAUGUUCCGACACUACAAAUACAUCCUGAAUCGAUAUAGAUGGAUCAUAAUGUAAAUUAUAUUGGCGCAUAUUGAUUUUUAAUAAUAUGUUGCAUUCAUGUACAGUGUAAUGUAGAUAGAUCGAAUAAACAUAUCUGUAUUGAUGUAUCAUAAAGAA
Molecule: messenger RNA, 760 nt
Organism: Neodiprion fabricii
Lineage: Eukaryota; Metazoa; Arthropoda; Insecta; Hymenoptera; Diprionidae
Product: complex III assembly factor LYRM7
Exons: 5
Coding region: 312-632 (106 amino acids)
Biological process (GO): mitochondrial respiratory chain complex III assembly
Source: RefSeq, a predicted model, not a curated record